AUGAUCGAUGAAAAUUUACCCAGUAAGAAUUUAAAGCCUCCAGGGCUUAAGCCCCUGGCGCCUACGUCAUCUGUGUUUAGACUAACCCCAGACCCAGCGUUUUUCCUCAAGAACAACUCAAAUCAGCCUCAAAUCAGCACAAUAUACCACCGUCAACAUGGAAAUGACCCUGAGCCUGCGUACUCCUUGCGCGCCCUUGACCCCGCCUCCCCCUCAUCUCAAAACCGCUACGGAGUCGCCCUUUACGAUCCCUACGUGACGGAUGUUGUCUACGGUGAAGUCGCCGUGAUUCCAGAAUGGACUCAACCCAGUCUGUCAGCAGACACGAUCCGAGCAAAUGGCGGCACCGCACCACCCCCAGAACCAAUCCUUCCCAAUGAGUUUACGAUCCAACUUUACAACCCCGACCAAACGAUCAAGGUGAAAUACAACACCAAGUCAUGGAAUAAGCCCGCGCGGUGGGAGUUCGAAAUGCCACAAAACACGUUCCGGGUUCCCUCCGGCUCAACGCUGGACCAGGGCCAGAUUGAUCCCUCUAUUGCAGAUAUCACUCCGAAGCUGCGAUUCAGUUGGCGCAAGGAUGGAAAGCUGUCCAAAGAUUUGACGUGUUUGUUGCAUGGGAAGACCUCUACGAUACCCGAUACUCGCACAAAAAGCCGCGAACCAGACAUCACAGUUGCUCUCUUCCAGGGACUGAAGGAGCUUACACUUUACGAGCCGAAUCUGUACCGCGUUGAAAUGGAGGAUUUCAAGGGGUUAGAGGUAGUGCUACUCCUGGCUGCUGUUGCCAUUCGAGACAUAUUCUUCGGACCAGCGAAGGAAGCUUUCCACAUCUCCAACAACUCGCCUCAAAUAUCGCGCAAGCCAGCAGCAGUCCCAACCGCAGCAGCAGCAACACCAGUCGCAAGCGCCAAGCUGGACCGACAAACCCCACAGGCUGGACCUUCUGGAACGGCGAUCAACGGAAAGCCAUCACCACCUCGUCUCAACAUCCCAAAUACCACAUCCCCGGGCCCACAGGAGCGAAGACUCCAAGAUGAGCUUGCUAAACGCGAAGAAGAACGCCGAAACCAAGAAAUUCUCGCCGCAGAAAAAGAGCAGCGUCGACGUGAUGCAGAAGUCGACAAAGAAACAAAACGUCUCCAAAAACUCUACGGCAGAGAAGAAGAACAAGCCCGAAGGCAAAACCAUACGCCCGCCCCAUCUUCCAGACCACACCUCCCGCCCCGCCACUCCGGUCCCCCUCAACCAUACUCCCACCAAUAUUCCCAGUCUUCAGUCCAGCUCUCCCAGGGCCCACCCCGCCACUACCGCCAACAACAACCUCAACUCCAACCACACGUCCAAUUCCAAAACAAUCCCUACCAAGCCCCGGGCCGGAUGGAUCCCCGCACCCAAUCUUUUGCACACCUCCAGGCCCGUCCGCAGUCUCGCGUUCAACAGCCCCGUCCCCAAUCUACUGUUAGCUUCUAUGCGCAGCCUACUAGUAGUGGGGCGCUGCCUGCGUCGAAGCCGCCGCAGAUCCAGCCGAAAAAGAGUGGCUUUUUUGGGUUCCGUCGCAAUAAGGAGGAGAGUGCAGCGAGCAAGCUAGAGAAAAAGAGGAGUUCCAUGUUUUGA
Messenger RNA from Penicillium soppii, 1617 nucleotides. RefSeq lists its product as uncharacterized. The transcript has a single exon. Lineage: Eukaryota; Fungi; Ascomycota; Eurotiomycetes; Eurotiales; Aspergillaceae. The coding region runs from base 1 to 1617 and encodes 538 amino acids. The record is from RefSeq and is a predicted model, not a curated record.